Adineta ricciae is the source of this 1113-nucleotide messenger RNA. Lineage: Eukaryota; Metazoa; Rotifera; Eurotatoria; Adinetida; Adinetidae. The record is from the annotation of a GenBank genome assembly.
AUGAGCAAUAGCUCGUAUUCGUUACUGAGUAAUUCAUCAGACAAACUCGACGUAGAAAUUUCUAUUAAAGAACCACCAACAUCGUCAUCAGCAGCUAUGAAUAGCGCGAAUGAAGCAUUGAAAAAACGCUAUGUGCAAAUCGCUGUUGCUGUAAUUCUUUAUUGGUUUGUUUCAAUUACAAUGGUAUUCUUAAACAAAUACUUACUAAGUUCAAAGGAUGUCAAACUUGACGCUCCACUUUUUAUCACCUGGUAUCAAUGUGUUGUUACAGUUGGUAUUUGUGCCGUUUUAGGAAAUUUGAAUAAACGUGUCGCGUUAUUUUCCAAAUUUCCGACGUUCAAAAUUGACCUUAAAAUUGCACGUGAUGUUCUACCUCUAUCAGUUAUGUUUGUCGCAAUGAUUAUCUUCAAUAAUUUAACAUUAAAACAUUUAACUGUAUCGUUCUACAUGGUCGGACGAUCGUUAACAACGGUUGCAAAUGUGGCUUUUACGUAUUUAAUGCUCGGUCAAAAAACAUCGUACAAAGCAUUAGGAUGUUGUGGAUUGAUUGUUGCUGGCUUUUUCCUCGGUAUCGAUCAAGAAAAUGCACUUGGUACUCUUUCAAUGUUCGGCGCAUUAUGCGGUGUUGCAUCGAGUGCCUUCGUAGCAUUAAACGCGAUUUAUACGACCCGAUGUUUACCAUGUGUUGACAAUAAUGUUUGGCGUUUAUGUCUUUACAAUAAUUUCAAUGCCUGUAUACUCUUUCUUCCUCUUAUGUUAAUCUUCGGAGAAUUGACACCUGUUUUUACUUUCCCCAAACUAUUCAACAUACCAUUCUGGUUUGCCAUGACCAUGGCUGGCGUACUUGGCUUUUCUAUGGGUUAUGUCACGGGUUAUCAAAUACAAAUGACAAGUCCGUUGACACAUAACGUCUCCGGCACAGCAAAAUCUUACGUACAAACUCUACUUGCCGUUGUCGCCUAUUCGGAAGUGAAAACCUCACUUUGGUGGAUAUCGAAUAUAUUCGUUCUUGGCGGCUCAGGUUUAUUUGCACAUGUUCGCGCAACAGAAAUGAAACGCACUCAUAAUACAAAUAAUAAUAAUGAAAAUAAUUCAUCAACAUUACCCAAAUGA